UGAGUACGGACGUCGCCAUCUUGUUGUGGGAUGGGGGAGGAGAGAGCGAGGGAACCGGCAGUCGGGCGGAGCUGAUCAAAAUCCGUUUCCAUCCGCUCUUUAUGUGAGGAUGAAGGUUCGCCUCUCUCACAUCAUCCUCUUCUGUGGGCUCUGCUCUCCCUUGGUGCCGGUGUAUGGCAACUCCCUGGUGAACGAGGAUGUCAGACGCUCGAUAGAUUUAGCGACCCAUUUGGCCAAAAUCACGGCCGAUGUGACGCUGUCCAACAGCGGGCCUUCCCCGGCUUCAUCCUUCAUCCUGGCGGUGGAGCCGGGCCUGGAGAACCACUUGGCCUACAUAGGAGUCACCCUGAAAACUGAUGAAGAAGAAGAAACCUCAUUGGUUUUGGAAGAAACACGUAUCAAAGGGCAAAGCGGCAAAUUCUUCAAAGUGAAGCUGGGAACGCAGUUGGCAGUUGGUGUCAAAGUCAAACUCGCACUUGAAUCCACGUUCACACACGUUUUGCAGCCUUUCCCAACCCACAUUGCCCAGGCUGAGAAACAGUUUGUCGUCUUUGAGGGCAACCAUUACUUCUACUCGCCGUAUCCCACCAAGACCCAGACCACUCGGGUCAAGCUUGCUUCAAGGAACAUCGAAAGUUACACUAAGCUCGGUAAUCCUAGCAAAUCGGAGGACUCCAUUGAUUAUGGACCAUUCAAGGACAUUGCUGGCUUCAGCCAGGAUACAUUGAGGGUGCAUUAUGAGAACAACAGUCCUUUUCUGGCCAUCGUCAGUAUGACCCGGCUAAUUGAGGUAUCGCACUGGGGAAAUAUUGCUGUGGAGGAGACCAUUGACCUGAAACACUGUGGCGCGGUCCUAAAGGGACCAUUCUCACGCUAUGACUAUCAGAGACAGCCUGACAGUGGGAUCUCCUCAGUUAAAUCUUUCAAGACCAUCCUGCCUGCUGCAGCCCAGGACGUAUACUAUCGUGAUGAUAUUGGAAACAUCUCCACCAGCCACCUGAUUGUUCUGGAUGACUCUGUGGAGAUGGAGGUCCGUCCACGUUUCCCACUGUUUGGCGGCUGGAAGACUCACUAUGUCAUUGGAUACAACCUGCCCAGCUACGAGUAUCUUUAUAAUCUCGGUGACCAGUAUGCGCUGAAGAUGAGGUUCGUUGAUCAUGUAUUUGAUGAUCAAGUAAUUGAUUUUCUGACUGUGAAACUUAUCCUUCCAGAGGGAACGAGGAAUAUUCAUGUGGACACUCCAUAUGAGAUAGACCGAAAGCCCGAUGAGCUUCACUAUACUUAUCUGGACACUUUUGGACGACCUGUCAUUAUUGCUCACAAGUCUAACCUGGUGGAGCAACACAUUCAGGAUAUUGUAGUCCACUACACGUUCAACAGGAUUCUGAUGCUGCAGGAGCCCCUGCUUGUGGUUGGAGCUUUCUACAUUCUCUUCUUCACCGUCAUAAUUUACGUACGUUUGGAUUUCUCUAUCACAAAGGACCCAGCAGCAGAAGCCAGAAUGAAGGUGGCUUCAAUUACAGAGCAGGUUCUGACUUUGGUGAACAAGAGACUGGGAUUGUAUCGCCAUUUUGAAGAGGCUGUGAACAAAUACAAGCAGUCGAGGGACGUUGGCACACUGAACAGUGGCCGCAAGACUCUGGAGACAGAACAUAGAGGGCUCUCCGCUGAUAUAACCUCCCUGCAAUCCAAGCUAAAGGCCGAGGGAUCGGAUCUGGCUGAGAAGGUGGCUGAGAUUCAAAAACUGGAUGGCCAGGUGAAGGAUCUGGCACUGAAGGCUUCUCAAGAAGCCGAACGGCUGGUGGCUGGCAAAGUGAAGAAGGACACGUACAUAGAAAGUGACAAACACCUCUCCUCCAAGCGGCAAGACCUGGUGUCCAAGAUCGAUGCUAUCCUGGACACCUUGUAGUAGCAAUCAGCAAAGCCCUGUGUGCAUUUGAUUAAUCACCUGCUCUCCUGUAAAUGCAAGAUCAGAUGGUAUUAAAUCAGUUGUUUCUUUUUUUUUUCUCUUGAUGUGUAACAAGAGUCAAGUAUAAAUGGGUCAAGGGACAGUGACUGUUUCAGGCAUUGAAGUUUUUACGGCAUGUGGGAGAGAGGUUUUGUUGUCCUUUUCAAUUCUUAAGCAAUCUGCUCCCCUUGACCCUGACUGGUUUGAGGUGUUGACAGCAGCUGCCAAAAGAACCUGGUGUUGGAAAGGGGGCUGGAGGUUGGGAGAGGUGGAGAGAAUAUGGGUGGCUGUUAGCACAGAACAAGAUGCACUGUGAGGAGCUGUGUGUGUAAAUGAUCACUGUUCAUUUGAAGAACCUAUGCAGAUUAAAUGCUCCUGUUGUGGAAUCAUUUGAGAUUUUUAAAAAAUUUUUGUAACACAGAUAAGAAAAGGCUGUUUUUUUACUGUGAAUCUGUGAAACUGCCAACGCUCUGCAUGGCUGUUCCUGUCUUUUCCAUGCCAACUCAGCUUCCACCCCAACACCUUUUCUCUUUCCUUCUCCUACCCUACCCAACGUCUAAUACAAAUUUUCAACACACACUUGGAUUUUUUUUUAAAUGGAAGGAGCAAAAAUUAAAAGUACAACAAAACCAA
Messenger RNA from Stegostoma tigrinum, 2581 nucleotides. It is a transcript of the gene rpn1, whose product is annotated as ribophorin I. The record is from RefSeq and is a predicted model, not a curated record. NCBI's taxonomy places the organism in Eukaryota, Metazoa, Chordata, Chondrichthyes, Orectolobiformes, Stegostomatidae. Gene Ontology annotation, cellular component: oligosaccharyltransferase complex; membrane. Bases 110 to 1909 code for a protein of 599 amino acids. The transcript is spliced from 10 exons.